AUGGAGCUGCCUCGUUUGGGGGAAGGUGAAUUAUUGGAGCAAUGCAGAGAGAAAAAGAACCGUCCAUGCCAAGCAACAGGCGUUAUCUCCUUCGCCAAAACCUUGAAAUUCAAAGCCAUCGGUGAAUUAUCCUCCCAAACGCCUCACCACGUUACCGAGGGCAUUGAAAUGAUAAGGGAUAAAGUGUCUGGCGUUAGUCAUUCCGCUCUGGAUAUGCCACCACGCGCAUUUCGACAGAUCCGAUACCAGUCCAUCGGCCCCGAAGGGAUGAAAGGCUUGAUGGGCAUUGGAGUGGAAUCGAACCUCCGAUCAAUCAUUCUGCAACCGCAGCAGAACUUCCUACCGAUUGAGUCCGGAGAUUUGCGAUCAAAGAACAACCGAAGAACAACCGAACCGAUGCCAGGUCAUGAGCCAGAGACGGGAACAAGUGGUAGUCGGACGAAGCAAUGUUCGCACAGUACGGUGAACGAGGAAGGAUGUCAAGUAUUCGGCACUGAAGCCCCUUCUGAGCGGUCUGUGCGCGCUUGGUUGCAGCGCUUCGAAGCCGGAAACAAGAAACUCGAAGAUGAACCUCACUCUGGUCGACCCACUGCAAUAUCGUUCGACGAACCGAAGAAUCUGGAGGAGCAGCAUCUAUGUGAAGGUGUGCGGUAUUUUGCUGCCAAUCUCGGCUGUUCGCUGUCCACAGUGAGCAAUGGACUGCGAUCUCUCGGAAUGGUGAAAAAUCUCGGUCAGUGGCUCCCACAUGCAUUGAGCGACGGCAAACGCCAAAGACGUCUGGACAUCUGCACUCAGCUGCUCUCCAGAACCCACAGAAUCGACUGGCUGGACAUCACUGUCACUGGAGAUGAAAAAUGGGUCCUCUACGUCAACCACACCCACAAACAUCCGUGGCGAAGAAAUGCCGGAUCGCUGAGCGUCUGGUGGGGAGUUUAA
Necator americanus (New World hookworm) is the source of this 936-nucleotide messenger RNA. RefSeq lists its product as uncharacterized. Gene Ontology annotation, biological process: mitotic DNA integrity checkpoint signaling; DNA double-strand break processing; double-strand break repair via nonhomologous end joining. Gene Ontology annotation, molecular function: histone H3K36 methyltransferase activity; single-stranded DNA endonuclease activity; histone H3K4 methyltransferase activity. Gene Ontology annotation, cellular component: nucleus; site of double-strand break; condensed chromosome. Bases 1 to 936 code for a protein of 311 amino acids. Lineage: Eukaryota; Metazoa; Nematoda; Chromadorea; Rhabditida; Ancylostomatidae. The transcript has 6 exons. The record is from RefSeq and is a predicted model, not a curated record.